GAAAUGUCAUUUUAUAAUACGACACUGAACUGAACUGAAGGUCUGAAAAAAAUCCGAUUUUUUUGGCAAAAAAUAUUAAUUAAGUAGUUUAUUUUGUAUUUGUGGUUAAGAUGAAGGCUUUGGUAGUGAUUCUGAUAAUCAUGCUGUGUUGGGCCGCGGAAGGGUCUGAUAGAAGUGAGCGAUCGAAUGAAGUGGAACCUCGAGGGAAGGCGAAAUACGCUUUAAUUAUACACUUCUUCUACGUGGUAGCAACGAAGCUGAUCGUUCUUAAAAUAGUCUACGGAGCCCUAUUCUUCGUCCUACUGUCAAAAGGAUGGCACUUCCUUCUUUGGUUCAUACACUACCUAAAGAAACAGAAACAUGAGCAUUACGAGUACAUCGAAGACCAUCAUGAAUACAUCGUAGACCCUCAUUUCGAGCACAGUUAUGGCCAUCAUGGCCAUCCAUAUGGCCAUCAUGACCAUCCAUAUGGUCAUUUUGACCAUGAUGACUCCAGUUAUGGUAGUUCGGAUUAUCAACCUUAUGGCUACGAUAAAAAAAGCGAUUAUAAAAGAACGAGGAUAUAUGAUGCGGAUGGAUCAUAUGCUGUUAAAGGACAAUAAAUAAAUAAAUAUAGCUAGCUAAUCUACAUUUACACUAAUUAAUAAAAUUGGAGUGUCUGUUUGUAAUUUGGAAAUAACCACUUUUUACUACAUGCAUUUUGUCUGUCUGUUUGUUCUGGCUAAUCUCUGAAAUGGCUAGACCGAUUAUGAUGGGACUAUUUUUGGUAGAUAAGUGAAAAUCCCGUCAAAAAUUCUGUCAGAAGUCAUUAAUUCUACGCAGACGUAGCCGCGGGCAACAGCUAGUGUCGGGUAAAGUGGUAGAAUCAUAGAUAGAUUGUUUUUUUCUAAGAGUUUGGAAAUUACUUUUAAUUUACAACUUAAUUUAUUUAUUUAUUUGUAAAUAGUAAAGUUUAAGUCAAAAUUAGUGAUAAGGGUAGUUCUUCAGAGACAAAAUUUUCGAUGUCUUUGGGAAUAUUUUUGAAACCAACUAACAAAACGGCAUGUAAUAUUUUUUUUAGUAUAGUUUAGCUAUAUCAGUUACUAGGACAAACAAUAUUUUUUAAAUAAUUGCAGUCUAGGUACAAAAUAUUUUUUUUAAAGCUUGUUCUUCUGAUUCAUAUGGUGUGUCCGUUUGCCAUUUUCCGGAACAAAGUAGUCGAUUUCGCAUUUUCCCUUUGAUACUUCAAUAUAAAUUAUAAUUACAUCGAAAGGAGAUGAGUUGUCCUCUUCAAAAAAAAUAUGCAGUCGUUAUAACUAUGUUAGUAUGAUUAUAAAUAAAUAAAUAAGAAGUGUCCGGCGUAUAAUACUGAUUAAUAUGGCGUAAGCUACGAAUGACCAUACUUUGUCGGAUAUUAAUAAUGAGAGUCUGGCUUCCUGUGCGGAGGGAAACCAGGCGUACAACGGACAAGCUAGGAGGCGGACAUGCGGCUGGUUGGCUUAGAUCCAGGUGUUACUAAGGUAAAUAUCUGAUUCAUCUGUGUUUGGUUUACAUGGCAUCCUGAUUACAAUGCCUAUUUUAUAAAAUUUACUUUACAGUUUUAAAACUUCAACCUAUGUUUCGUGUGAAGCUUUUUGGUUAUACAUUCGUGUAGAAAAAUGAUAAGAAUGAAGUCUGUAUAUACGAUGAGUUAUGCAUGAUUGUAAGCAAAAUCCUGAUUCAUCUGUGCCUGAUUCGUAUGGUCAAAACCGCAUAUGAAUUAUAAAAUAAUGCUCUUGUUGCGUUGUACAUUUUUUUACUAGUCUUAUUUUUAAAUUAACUUAGCUAUAAAUGUUAUAGCUACAAUUUAAAAACUUUUUUUUGAGGAAUGUAAUUAAUAUGAGUCUGAAAUUGCUAAUCCGCCCUGAGCAAGCGUGAUGAUGAAUACUCGUGACUUCUCUGUGCGAAAGUACUCGAAAAUGGUAUGCUAACAAUUAAAAUAAAUACAGAGCUCAUUUACAUACAAUUUUCAAUUGUUCAACAGAUUCAUCUGUAACAAUUUCUGAUUCAUCUGGGCAGAAAAUAUUCAAACGUCGAUAUCACGAAAACUAUUUUUUUAAAACGAGUCCCUCAUUCGAAUAUACGUUAUUUGGUAUAACUAUUUUCAUAUGAACACGUGUUACAGAUCUUAAAGUGGAAUUAAAUUUUGGCCAUAUGAAUCAGUCGAAUAAUCAAAUUUCGAAGAACUACCCAUAAGUUUUUAAGUCAAGUUUUAAUUUUAGUGCCAUUAUGUGACAUGUAAAUAGCGUCUUAGUUUUAAGUUAUUUAUUUAAAUAUA
Messenger RNA from Spodoptera frugiperda (fall armyworm), 2296 nucleotides. RefSeq lists its product as uncharacterized. The transcript has 2 exons. The record is from RefSeq and is a predicted model, not a curated record. The coding region runs from base 111 to 602 and encodes 163 amino acids. Lineage: Eukaryota; Metazoa; Arthropoda; Insecta; Lepidoptera; Noctuidae.